Molecule: messenger RNA, 123 nt
Organism: Chondrus crispus (carragheen)
Lineage: Eukaryota; Rhodophyta; Florideophyceae; Gigartinales; Gigartinaceae
Exons: 1
Coding region: 1-123 (40 amino acids)
Source: RefSeq, a predicted model, not a curated record
AUGCCACUAAUGCCACUAGACAAUGAGGGCGGUCACUCACACGUUGUUCCGUGCAUGACUGACUACUGUAUGUGUACGUGGUGUGUGGAUGUUUUGUACGCAGCGAGCUGGACGGUGAAUUGA